This is a messenger RNA of Phytophthora infestans T30-4, 864 nucleotides long. RefSeq lists its product as uncharacterized. Bases 1 to 864 code for a protein of 287 amino acids. The record is from RefSeq and is a predicted model, not a curated record. Lineage: Eukaryota; Oomycota; Peronosporomycetes; Peronosporales; Peronosporaceae. The transcript has a single exon.
AUGUUUGGGGCUGCGCAAGUCGCCGCCAGUACUUUGGUUCCGCAGCCAUCACUGCCAAAGUUCUCAACACGUGAGGCUCGUUUUCGUAAGGCCCGCGACGCUAAUACGCUGGUGUUCUCAGUCCCUACCCGCUCCAGUUUGCUGGUGCCGCUGCUUCGGCCCGUGAGCCACGCGUACGAGCAACACGAUGCGCGUUGUUUACACUUGUUACAGGCCGCGGCAUUGGUGCCCAGUUGCAAGUGUAAUAAGCUGCUGGCGACCAUAACACAAGCACUAAAGAUGCCUCUAUCUGCAGCGACCAGAAGCCGCUUGGAAAAUAAGUUACGUCCGCUGAUAACAAAGUUACGUAAUGAAGAAAAGGAGAGCGGGACCCGGCCAUUAGUUGCGCUGAAGCUGAAGGAGAAGGUGGCCGAGUGCUUACGGUCCUGGAUUGCUGAGCCCAUCGAGGGUUUCGUAUUGAGGAAGGAUCAUGUCGUAAACGGUAUGAGGCUGGACGACCUAGUGGCUACACCAGCUGGGGCGGGGUACUUGAGGGGGUACCGUCGCGAGGACGGCAUCUGCACGGUCGUGUACCCCUGGGGACAUGGGUUCGUGCAUGUUAAGGACGUGGAGAAGGUGAAACAAGCGCUGGAGAAGCACCUUAAGAAGCGCACGUACAACGAGUACGUUGCACUGGAGCACCAGCAACUGUACGAGCAGAUUGAGGGACUGUUGGAGAAUCUUCCGCCAGCACCAGAGGAGAGCACUGCAGCUAAGAAAGAGACGGGAGGGGAGGGGGAAGAAGACAUUGAAGAGUACAAGGAGCUGCUGGAUUCUCUGGAAGAAGAGGUGCGAGCAUUCGAUGGGCAGGAAUUUGUGAUCUGA